This is a messenger RNA of Histoplasma capsulatum G186AR, 852 nucleotides long. RefSeq lists its product as uncharacterized. Lineage: Eukaryota; Fungi; Ascomycota; Eurotiomycetes; Onygenales; Ajellomycetaceae. Bases 1 to 852 code for a protein of 283 amino acids. The record is from RefSeq and is a predicted model, not a curated record. The transcript is spliced from 4 exons.
AUGCGACCGUCCACCCUCGAGCGCGGGGCAAAGACGCAGGAGCUUGGGCUAAAGCGUUCUUCCCUGGAGCUUGAAGGGGAUUCUCAGGAUGGCGAUGCGACUUUCUACAAACCACUUCCAAAGGCAGACUUCCCGGCGUUUAACUGGGACAAUGCGGAUUUCUAUGACUGGUCAGAGGGAUAUAGUGCAGAAUCUCGUCGUGUUGAUUAUACGCUCCAAAAUACCGUGAGGUCCCUUUGUGGGUGGCUUCUUACUGGCAGACAGCAGCCUUGGCUGCCGUGUGUUGCCGUGAAAAUCCUCGUAUCGGGACUGGCGAAUGUAGGCCUAUGGCCCCUAUCGUGGCAAACGUGUAGAGAAUUUGAAGUAGAGGAAAUUACUAUCUCUCACUGCAGCUUCAGAAUUGCUCAUUAUACAGAUCCUGAGGAACCUCUUCGUUGCAGCGAGGUGCUUCCCAUUGUUGUAUACAUGAAAUGGAGAAUGAGACUUCUCGCCUACGAUCAACGAUACAUUUCCCCGACACGUUGCCUCUUUCAUGAACAAACAGGAGACCUGCUCGUGAGCCAAGCGUUUCCUCUUCUGGCGUCGUAUCUCCAUGACCAAAACCAAUUAUCCCUUUUCACGAGGUACCUAAUGUUAAACUUCGUCCAUCUAUGUCCAUUUUUCGAUCUAAAGCAGGUAUCUUGCAGGCGUUCCAUGAUGGGAGGCAUCUUCACAUCUCCAAGAGCAAGUUCUAUGAUUUUAAGGAGAAUGUCAGAGAAAACUGAUACCCUGCGACGACACCAUCACUACUCUCCCCAUCGAUGGCAAGAAGCUAAAUGCUCGCACUUGUCAAUUAUCUUGAUCGGCUCCUGA